AUGUGGUCGUCAAUGUUGACCACAUCUUCAUCCUACACCUCCACAUCAUGUGGUGCAUACAUUGGUCUAGUACUCGAUGGCCUGACAUUCAGCCUCAAUGUCGAGUGGCUUGAGGCUGGGUGGGCGUGUGCCACCAAUGCCAUGCCCUAUCAUGCGCCGGUGCUCGCUUACCUGCCGCGCCUUCGUGCGCCUAACCUGGGGCCAUGGAGGCAUCGCCCUAUACCACGCGCACGAGGUUGCUCGCUUACAUCGUGGCUCGCGAUAGCAUCUCGCAUACCUCAGCUCCACCAUGCUGUGACAUUGGUAGUUCAGACAACAACAACACCAUUGCAGAGAGUUCUUCGACAUGAAUAUUCUUCCCAAGUGCCGCCUAUGCCUGCUUUCAAGACUCACAUCUCUUCCGGUCUACCUGCAGAACCUUACAUACCCUUUGUAGGGCACGUAGCAUCUUCUCAGGCACCAUAUUCGCCAGGUUUCCCAGCCUCGACAAUGUCCCAUCCGACUCAACCCAUCUUCAUCCACCGGGGUGGAUGGGACGAUGAGACUCGCCAGCACCCAGCUAUGAAGUCCAUGGAGGACUACACCGCGGGCAUCAUCGAUACCCGUUCCUGGGACGAGCCAGUCGAGAAGUGCCUCCAAAAAACGUCCACUGGCGAGACCAUCUCCGGCGCUGAAGCAGCGUUCACAUCUGUCAAGGAAAUCUACGCACCUUUCACCUCCCAAUUGGCAUGA
Molecule: messenger RNA, 732 nt
Organism: Fulvia fulva
Lineage: Eukaryota; Fungi; Ascomycota; Dothideomycetes; Mycosphaerellales; Mycosphaerellaceae
Exons: 2
Coding region: 1-732 (243 amino acids)
Source: RefSeq, a predicted model, not a curated record